Messenger RNA from Megalobrama amblycephala (Wuchang bream), 1782 nucleotides. Its product is annotated as CD209 antigen-like protein E. Bases 470 to 1225 code for a protein of 251 amino acids. The transcript has 7 exons. NCBI's taxonomy places the organism in Eukaryota, Metazoa, Chordata, Actinopteri, Cypriniformes, Xenocyprididae. The record is from RefSeq and is a predicted model, not a curated record.
UUAUCAGGAAAAGUGUAUUUAAAAGUGGACUAAUCCUUUAAGGACUACAACAAACAUAUUUAUAUUUAUAUAUUUUUUUACUUUAUUUUUUACAUAAGAGUGCUAAAUUUGAUCAUUCAAUCAAUGUCAUUAAUAUUUAAAGACAAAGUAGAGGCAUUUGUUAUUGUGAAACUUCCAAACAUUUGGUAUCUCUGAAAAGCCCUGAAUCUGCUCUUUACAGGACUUCCUUAAAACGGUGACACGUACAGUGUCAGAGACAUUUGCUAAUAAAUAGCGUCCACUACAGCAGAUAAAAGUCUAUGCUGGGGUCUCAGGAUAUCAUUCAUGUAAUAUUAGUAGCUGGAUCUGUUAUUCAGACUCAUAACUUCAUUAUUUCCUGUCUGUAUCAAAGAGAAUGACAUUUAAUGUGACUUCAUUGUUCUGAACAAACUCAAGACGAAACACUUGCAUCUUCUGUCAGGCUCAUGAAAUGGAUACAGUCAAUGAUAAUUCUGGUUUCAUGCUUUUAACAGCUGCUUCAGAUGAAGAAUGCUCUCAGUACAAAGGUAACUCCACUGAAGAGCACAAGAGAGGGGUCAUUUCUCCUAAGUGGACUAAAGUUCUUCUGGCUCUUCUGGGUUUCUCUCUUGUUUUUGCUCUCGGAGGUCUCUGCACUUUCUGGAGACUUUAUAAUCAUAAACUUGCUGAUUUCGAAUCACUGAAUGAGCAGCACAUCAUGGUUUCAAAGCAGCUGGAAGCUCAAGAGAUCAACAGCACAGUUAUGAUAAGGGAACUAGAGGAACUUAAAACCAACUACACCAGAGUUAAAGAACAGCUUCUGCUUCACGUUGAUGGCUGGAAAGUUCAUCGUGGAAAGCUGUAUUUUUUCAGCUCUGAUAAACUGAACUGGUUGAGCAGUCGAGAUGUCUGUCUUUCUAAAGGAGCCGAUCUGGUCACCAUAACCAGCAAAUCAGAACAGGAUUUCCUGGUCUCUAAAACUAGUGCGUCGCACUGGCUUGGUCUUCAUGAUCUGGACACUGAAGGACACUGGGUUUGGGUGAACAACAAAACUCUCAAUGAAACUGGAGUACAGUUCUGGUUCAGUGGGGAUCCAAAACAACCGAAUAACCGGAGAACAGAUGAUCCGUCUGGAGAGAAUUGUGCUUAUAUGGCAAAAAGCGACGGCUCUUGGUAUGAUGCUUCUUGUAAAACACAGAUAUAUUUUAUCUGUGAAAAGGAAUAUUAAUUUACCUCAAUCAGUGGUACUGUAUGUUAUUAAAGAGUUAUCAUGUAUAUUAUGCACAUAAAGAAAUAUAUAUUGUCAGCAAAUUUCAGACAUUUCAGAGUGAUUGUGGCAGAUUUUUGUCCAAAAAUAUUGUUGAUGAAACUGUGCUGUGGUCAGCAGGUGGCAAUUUCGACUUUUUAUCUCAUUAUUAUGAUUUUUAAAGUCAUAAUUUCUUUUAUGUUGAAAUGACUUUUAUGUUGAAAUGUAUUCAAAGUUUCCAUUGUCUGUUUUUCCUUCCUGUGUUUGGUUUGUUUCUUUGAUAACCUUGUUAGUUCCUUUGCUCACCAUCAUCAGCCACACCUGUAGUUAAUCAUCCUUGAUUUCCUUGUGUAUUUAAACCCUUGUGAUUCAGCCAUGUUUUGUUAGUCAUUGUUUGCUUUCAUGGUGUUCGGUCAAGGCCAAGGGUGCCUGGAUGUCGUUAUUUGCUCUUUUGUGUUCAUGUGGACUAUUUGCCUGUUUUGCAGUCAGGAUUAUCUGUGUUUUUGUCUUUUGUUAUUAAAGUUGAGCGAGCACUUGGA